AAGAAUUAUUCAAUGGAGCUUAAAACAGUGCAGAAACAUAUAUUGACUAACGUGUGAUAAUAUUUUUUUGAGUACAAAAAUUUUUUUAUGUAACAUAAUUUACAGAAUUAAAUAGGAUUUUACAAGAGGAACCUACUAAAUUUUUACAGAACAUGUAACAAUAUUUUCUUUUUCUUCUUAAACAUCUAACGGCUUUUUGUAUUAAAAACCUAAUGAGAAAAUCAUUACAAAAAAAUUAAUCCAUACAUUAUGGGAUUUGACGUUAAAACUGGAAGUAACGAUAUGAACGACAAUGUUAACGAGAAAAAAAAGGAGAAGGAAAAUGCAUCAAGAAAAUGUUUCGUCAACGAAAACCAUAUGAGUAGUUUGAAUACGCAGCCUGAAACAGAGCAGUUUGAUGAAGAAAAUCGUGGUUUUGUCCGUAAACAAUAUCGAGGCUUUACUAUCACAGUGUCACCACCAGAAGCUCUGAGAAUGGAAGAGUCAGUGACUACUUUAACAAAAUCAAAUAAGGAACCAGACUUGUUUUUCUCCAAACAUACUGAGGGAAACUAUUUAUGUGAUGACUUUAAUCGAGACUUUACACUUGAAAGAACGGAAAGCUGCUUACCGGAAUUAGAAGAUAUGUUAGGGGUAGAGGAAUUACGUCAAAUGUUUGACACUUCAGAGCGACAUCGAGAAGUACAAAGUGUACUUGUCAUGGAGGAUUCCUUUCAAAAAUACCAGUGUUUAGUAAAUUUGGUUAAACGUUCAUAUGAAAGUCAAGAGUGGAGAAAACAGGCCUCCACGGAUCUAACCCUUGUGGACUCCUUAGUGUUGUUUUGUCGACAAAAAGCUUUUUUUUUGGAAGUUCCCGAAGAAGAAACUAAUGCAGCAAUUGUAGCUUUUCGAAGAGGGCGUUCUUCGUGUUUGUCGCAAUCGUUUACUUCAUUAUCGUCUUUAUCACGAGCCUCAUCACAAUCUUUUAAUGAAGCUCCAGCAUCACAAAAAAAUUCUAUCGACAACUGUAGCAAUGCCAAAAAAACCAAUGAAUUGAAGACUCGUAUAGGUUGUAGCAUUGCUUUGAUAUCAGUGACUCUUAAACUUAUUCGUAAUCUUUGCGUUGAAUCUACAACCUGUCAGAUGUAUCUGUUUGAACACCGUUUUCUGGAUUUUUUAACAGAAUAUUUAGACGUCAUUUUGGAAGCUGGUUAUAAUUUUACUUCGCAAAAAUCAUCGUGGGAGGAAGAAUGGAUAUGGGUGGUUAAAAGCAUUGUUACUUUUCCAGAAGUAUUUUUACAAUGUCUGACAAACGGAAUUUCAGGAAAUCUUCAAGUCCAAGAACAUUUAUUAAAACGCUUGUUUCCUGAUGGUUUACUUAGAAUUAUUACAGUAACACAUCAUGCUGAGUUAAUUUCUUGCUUUCUAUACAACCUGUGGAUGAAUCAAUCCUACAGUGUGAUGGGAACGACGCCUGAUGAAAAUUUGGGGAGCUCUAUCAUAAUCUACUGCUUAUUAGCGCUACACAGUUUGAAUAAGGAAGGAAGCACAUAUCUUCAAGAAAGAUGGGGUCUUUGUUGUAAAAAAUUUAACAAAUCUUUACUAGAUGAGUUAUCAAAAAAUGAAGCUCAAAGUAGCGACUCCAGAUUCGAUUCGAACGUUUGGAAUGCUAUUUUGUUUAAAUAUAUCUUACAACAAACAAAUUGCGAAAAUAUUAGUAUAUUGAAUAGACUUCUUGGUUCCUUAUUGCAAUAUGACGCUUCUCAACUUUGUGGACGAUUGCUCCGUUUUCCCAGCCGUAGCAAAAGCAUUUGUUCAAGUCCACGAGGAUCUCUUGAAAGUUUGCAAAGUAACGUGAAGGGACAAGAGGAUACGUUUUACAAAAAAUUUUGCGAUCAAAUAGCUAAUGUUCCUAAAAGCGACAUAAUUGAAAAUUUUUUUCUUUUAUUAGAAAAAGCAGUAGAUAAACAAGACACAACCUCAUGCGAUUGCUUUAUAGCAAGUUGUUUAAGCUUCCCCAAAUUAACACUUGAAAACGUUUUGUUUUAUAUUUUAAAGGGUUUCAACGUUACCUUGUGGUCGCCGUCAGAAGACAUUUCAAAGAAAUCAUUUCAUUCAGCUCUUGAAUUCACUACAACGCUAUCGUCAAUGAUAGCUAAAAGUGAUAAAAAUCGAGCGGCUUUCAAUUCCAUGUUUGCGAUUCCGUUAAUCGUUGUUAUUUUCCCACAAUUGGAACAUAAUAUUCUACUAAAUAAUCUUAAAACCGAAAACGAAGAGAAUUGCUUAGAUCAGAAUUAUGGCAACCUUCUACCUGUUAAAUUAUGCUUAAGACUUAUAGCGAAUCUGUCGUACAAGAAUAGUGAAAUACAAGAUGAAGUUGACAAACAAAAAGGAAUCGAAAUAAUAGUCAAUCACCUUUUUUAUAAUCGACAAGAACCCUUUAUAAGAGAAGCUGGAAUUUUUGCAAUUCGAUGCUGUUGUGAAUCUCAUACAAAAAACCGCAAUAGCUUACAAGAUUUUUUAAUAUCGCGGCACUAUCAACACACAGACCUAGCUCACUCAAUUUUAGGAAAUAAGAAAUGAAACGUAUUUAUUGUGCGUAAUGAGUUUUUUUUAUUUUUCAAUUGGUACUAGCUGCCAUUUCAAAAAAAAAAUGUUUUAUAUUAACAAAACAUAGUCUUACAACAUACCAAAAUUUGCUGAUCUACAGAGACAUUUAGGUCUCA
This is a messenger RNA of Hylaeus volcanicus, 2705 nucleotides long. RefSeq lists its product as uncharacterized. The record is from RefSeq and is a predicted model, not a curated record. NCBI's taxonomy places the organism in Eukaryota, Metazoa, Arthropoda, Insecta, Hymenoptera, Colletidae. The coding region runs from base 250 to 2562 and encodes 770 amino acids. The transcript is spliced from 11 exons. Gene Ontology annotation, cellular component: cytosol.